Messenger RNA from Anneissia japonica, 2605 nucleotides. Its product is annotated as probable diacyglycerol O-acyltransferase tgs1. Gene Ontology annotation, cellular component: plasma membrane. Lineage: Eukaryota; Metazoa; Echinodermata; Crinoidea; Comatulida; Comatulidae. Bases 257 to 2341 code for a protein of 694 amino acids. Gene Ontology annotation, molecular function: diacylglycerol O-acyltransferase activity; long-chain-alcohol O-fatty-acyltransferase activity. Gene Ontology annotation, biological process: triglyceride biosynthetic process. The record is from RefSeq and is a predicted model, not a curated record. The transcript is spliced from 6 exons.
ACUAAACUGACGAAAAACAGAUCCAUUUUAUUCUCAGCUAUCUCAACUAUUUCCGGUUAGUUUUCACCGUACUGCUACCGUUUUCUCACACACACUUUUCGCACGCGCUUGACAAAAACAACAGGUCAGAAGGUGUUUGUCCAGGAAGGUGUAAUCUGUAGCAUUGACCAGGUCUAUUGUAGAGCAGUAAAAACUUAUCUUUUCAAGUAUCAUUGGAGAUUAUAAUGGCGUGACACCAGCACUGGUACAGGGACUUAUGUUCCAACAUCUCUUAGAAGAAGAUUCCGAAGGGGAGAUAUUUCAGCCCGACUCUUUCCUGGUAUCGACGCCAGUCAGUGGCACCUCCUCUUCCUCACGUCAUCAUGAUUACAGAAAACCUGAGAAAGUGCAUAUGGUGACGAACUUUACUUCCAUUGAAAAAUCUGGUCAUGCGCCAACAGCAAUUACGUUUGUCACAAUGGAGGAUGGUGAACAGUACUGCGAGUUCCAGUUUCAGCAUGAGCACUCUGCCAAUGCCAAGCAAAGGAGAGACCAGAAGCCGCAGAAACCUGACAUGUAUUCUCCUUGCCCAGGAAAGAUUAAAAAUCAACUACACGAGAAUUUGUUCUACACAGUUGCAUCAUUCAUCAUCUUCGUCAGCGCAGCAACAUUUCUGUUGCUUCCGACCUGUGUAAUCUUAGUGGUGUUCGUUCCCAUUGCCUAUAUACUUAGGAGAAUCGCUAAAUGUUUUGCGAGUAUUUGCAACUUCUACUCCCCUUGUUGCUGCUAUACGGCAAAUUGGCUGACAAAUGAUGAGAAAGUUUGGCUUGAUGAUCCACAUUUAGAAAAACCUGUGGUCCAAGCGUUACUUGAAGUUGAAGGGCGUAUGGAAGCUUCACGACUCAAGUCUCUACUCUUAUCACGUGUCGUUUCAAAGGAAAAUAAACAAGGGAAAAAAAAUUUCUUACGUUUCACACAAAAAAUGGUUCGUCUCAGUUCUGGCUGUGUUUGGGUAAAUGAUCUGAAUUUUAAUAUUGAUAAUCAUGUUUUAGGGGCACCGCGAACUUUCAAUAAUAUUCAAGAUUUGCAGGAAUUUAUUUCACAGUUGUCUACAAAGCAGUUAUUGUUCGGGAAACCGCUUUGGGAAGUAUGUGUGUUUUAUGUAGAUACUAGAGAAACCCUGAAAACAUAUCUUUUAUUUCGAUUUCAUCCCUGUAUGACGGAUGGUAUCAGUCUUGUUGAAAUUUUACGUAAGUAUUUAGCUGACGAACACGCAACUUCAGAAUUAAAAUCAAGGUAUGGCCGAGAGGCACUCAUGUUUAAUGGCGUUCAAGCUGUUUGUGUUGGUCUUAUUGUAUUUUUAUCUCAUUUGCUUGGGAAGCGGGAUAUAUCCAUGCCAUGCAUAAAACCAAUGAAUGGUGAAAAGAAAGUGCUAUGGUCAGAUCCAAUUAGCCUUGCGUCUGUAAAACGGAUAAAACUGAUAACAAGGACGUCUAUCAAUGAUGUAUUGUUGUCUGCGAUAUCCGGCAGUCUUCGCAGCUACUUCAGAUCUCAAGGUAUUCAUAACCCAUGUAAUCUUCACGCUAACAUUCCAGUGGAUUAUCGCAGUUCUUCAGAACUUCUUGAACUUGGUAACAUGUACACAUUCGCACGGGCACCAUUAACAACAAAUAUAGAGGGUGCUAUACCUCGUCUUUGGGAAUUAAAACACCAAAUGCUGGAGGUAAAAAACUCAGGUGACCCUAUGAUUAUAUACAAUGUGAUGAAAGUCAUUAGGCUUAUAUUCCCAGAGGUUGUCUCUCGGGGUGUUCUAGCUAGCCUUUACAACCGUAGUUUCUGUACAGUAUCAAAUUUACCAGGACCCGAAACAAAGAUAAGUCUAGGUGGACAUAAGGUGCAGUCAGUUCUCUACUGGAUGCCUACAAGAGAACAAGUUGUGAUGAGUUUCUCAGCAAUAACUUAUGGAGAUGAAUUACGAGUCGGCUUGCUUGUGGAUGAAGCUGCCGUUACAGACCCACACAUUAUCCUCCAUGAGUUAAACCAACAGUUCCUAGCAAUGACAGAUAUUUUACAGUAUCGACGCAUUCCAGGGGAGAAAAAGCCACGUAAUCUGGAUGACGAUGGUUAUGAGGAUGAAGACGACCGAAUGGACGAAGAGGUCCGGCGUCCCAAAGUGAAUCGACCUUCCGAAGGCGAGGCCCACACAUCACAGAUGCGCCCUUUGUCAGGUCCUAACAUUUCCUUUCCAACAGUGGUACCAGAUAGCCAGAAAAAGGGCGCUGUUGCUGUAGAUGUUGAAUCCAAAGAGGUUGUUAUGCUUGAAAACCAAAAUUUCUCACCAUGUGUUGAACGUAAAUGCUAAGCUAAUGGAAGCCUUACUUUUUUGUAUAUAAGUCUAAAAUAAAUCUUAUUUUAUUUGGUAACAGUUUUUUGUAUAGUAACUCUCAUCCCUUGCAGUUGGCCUGUAGCUUGUAGGGUGCAAAAUGCUUACCUAUCCCCUUCUUACCUCCCAAAAUCAUAAAUUUUAAAUAUCUGAUUUCUUAAAUAUUGUUCUUUAAACAGCUGUAUGUUUAAACUGUAUGUUUGUAACUUCUUAAGUAAAUGUCAGAUUUAAAUUAUUCUUUUA